AUAGAUCCUCAAACAAUGGGAAUAAAUUCAAGGCCGCAGUACGUCUUUACCAUAAGCACGAUAAUGGUUUACCAAGUGAAGUUGUCCCAAGUUAUCCAAUGGAUCCUGAUAGGAGCUUCGUUGAUUCCGUAUUCGUUGGCAAAAUUUCAUGACCAUUUCAUUUACGGAAAAUACGUUAAGGAUUUAAUGCACUUCGGUGGGUUGCAGACUGCCCUGUUAGCUCCGGGCGUUGGAAAGCUGGUGGUGUUCUCCAAUAAUUUCUGCGACGACUGUACCUUGUUCGAGGAUACCUUACAGGUUUCGGCUCGGAAAAUGAAGGCGUGGGAUAUGUUCCUGCGAGUCUACUUCUUCGACUGCACCCGAGAGCAUAAUGUGCGGGUCUGCCACGAGUUCGGCAUCCGAAAGGAACCAUCUUUGGUCUUUUAUCCAUCCAACUACACGGAGAAGACCCACGGCACUGUGCUUUCUACUCGCAAGCCCAUAGAUCCCCAAGUGGCCGCCCAAGUGGCGAUCAAUAUGAAGAAGGCCACGAAUCACACUCUCAACUUUCAGCCCCUAACGGCGAACGAGGGUCUGAAGGCUCUCUUCGAAAAAGAUAAGACUAAGUACGUUUUGCUGGUUUUUCAGAAGAACAACACGGAGGUGGGUACCAUGACACUCCUUGGACUGUCACACUUGCCCGCGAUCGCGGUAAGAAUUGUACAUGAUGAGGCGGUGAUGAAAAAGUACGCUCCCGGCUCGAAUGUAGCUCUCUUCGAUAAACAUUUGAAGAAAGUGGAUUUAAAAUUCAAAAAAGAAACCAGUGAAGAAAUUGUGGAAAGUGUUGCAAAGCUAAUAUCGCGAAAAGAACGGAGACGCACAGGCUAUAGAAGAACCCAUCACUUCCUCCCAAAAAUGGCCGAUAGUACCGUCGACUAUUACCACGAGCAGUUGGAGAUUACCACUCACACCCUUAACCACCGGUCCACAAUUUUCCGCGCUGACUUGGAACAGGCUCUGAUGAGGAUACUGCACAUGGAGAUUCCAAAGAUGCAGGCCAAGGGCGGAAUGCGUCUAGUGGCCCUGAGGAAUUGGGUGAAGCUCCUCUCGGAAGUGAACCCUCUCAACAAGAAAGGCCGGACCGUGCUAAAGCAGUUGCACCAGUGGAUGGAGGGCGAGAAGAACCCUUCGGGGGAGCAGUUUCUGGAGACGGUGUACACCUUGGAGAACGCCAUAGGACAUGUCUUUCAGGGACGGCACUACGUUGGCUGUGUGGCCACGGAACCUUUCCUGCGGGGCUACCCCUGCGCCCUUUGGAUCCUCUUUCACUUCCUCACCGUAGAAGCGGCCAGGGAGCCGACUCCCUUUAAGCCCGGCUUUGUGAUCCGAACCAUCAGGGACUUUGUCCAGUACUUGUACUACGACUGCCCCUACUGUUCGAACGAGUUCAUGAAGAUUUCCGGGGGCAUGGACCACGUGACCACCCACGAGGACGAGAUCUUGUGGCUCUGGGCAGCGCACAACAAGAUGAACCACAAGCUUGCAGGCGACGGUACUGAGGACCCCAAAUUUCCAAAGGUCCAAUAUCCACCCAAGGAACUUUGCGAGGAGUGCAUGGAUCAGACUUGGAACAACGCCAGUGUGCUGAGUUUUUUGAGGAGCAUUUACGACCAGAAAAGCAUGAGCUUCUAUGGACUACCCACCAUUUUAGGAUACGAGUAGUAUUUUCUAUAUGUGUAAAUAUUAAACAACUAAUAAAUAAAAAAGUAUUUGUGCUCA
Molecule: messenger RNA, 1758 nt
Organism: Drosophila ananassae
Lineage: Eukaryota; Metazoa; Arthropoda; Insecta; Diptera; Drosophilidae
Product: sulfhydryl oxidase 1-like
Exons: 2
Coding region: 16-1701 (561 amino acids)
Biological process (GO): protein folding
Cellular component (GO): Golgi membrane
Molecular function (GO): protein disulfide isomerase activity; flavin-dependent sulfhydryl oxidase activity
Source: RefSeq, a predicted model, not a curated record